Molecule: messenger RNA, 457 nt
Organism: Closterium sp. Naga37s-1
Lineage: Eukaryota; Viridiplantae; Streptophyta; Zygnematophyceae; Desmidiales; Closteriaceae
Source: the annotation of a GenBank genome assembly
AUCCCGAGUCAGAGGGCACGCAAACCGGCGCCAUGGUCGAGAUGCACCGUCAAGAGUAUAGUCGCAUUUUCAAAGGGCGCGUUCAUGGAGGCUACGAGAAGAUUACAGAUCUACUGGGACGACCGAAUCGAGUGCUGCCUGGCGUCAAGUUUUCCUUUCCGAUUAUGAAGCUUGAUCAUCGCGGUAGACCUAAACCUGUGAAGGGCCUAUCUUGGGGAGGAGCAAGGCGUGGAAAGGCAUUUUCCCUCCAGCGCCAGGAAGGUGGGCUCGGGCUGAGGGCCGGCUCCGAGUCAGCAGACCGUGAUGUGGUGGAUGCUGUUACGGAUCCACCUAAUCCAAUGGCGCAGGACAACGCCGACUGUCGAGCAGCCGAUCAGGAGUGCAUACAGUCUACCCCCGUCAACACACCGCUGCCAGCACCGACGCCAACGGCGACAACAGGCAUGCCAGAGGACAU